CUGCAGACCAUCAUCGGACCAUUUCCUCGCAUUUUCAUUUCCAUUUCCAUCUUACUAACAUAACGAUUUGUUGUACAUUUGUUCUGUUCCUGGGUGCCGCUCAUGCCGGUGCUUUUUGGUUACUUUCUGUGUGUGUGGUGUGUCUGUCUGGGUGAUCUGCGUGAAUGCGUGCGUGCAGAUCCUGCGAAGGUCCUCCCAUGUUCCUGCAAGCGGGAGGGGGUGGGAAGGGAACCAGGCCACAGUCUACACACCAACAGAACCACAACCACCACCAGACGGCGCAUUCGCACCACCAUCACCUCCAGCAGCAGCAGCAACAGCAGCAGCAGGCGGUCCAGCAUCAGCAGCAGCAGCAGCAGCAACAACAGACAAGGAACACACUGUUGCAUCACCCAUCCUCACAGCAGCAGCAGCCGCAGAUUCCACAACAGGAUCCACAACAGGCCCACGCCCUGUACGUGACAAAUCACAACAACCUUCAUCCACAUCAGCAGCAGCUGCUGCAGCAGCAGCAGCAACAACAACAACAGCAGCAGGUGGCGCAACAUCAUCUGCAGCAGCAACACCAGCAGCAGCAGCAACAACACCAACAGCAACCGCAACCGCUCCUCUUCUAUCAGCCAUACGGGCCCCACCCGUCUGGCAACAGCAAUGCCAGCAUUGGCGGCGGCGCUGGACUCCAAUUGAGCGCCGCCGCCAGCAACAAUUCCCUGGUGCAACAUACGCACGGCAGCCAUGGGCAUGGCAAUAACGUGCUAUCGUCCUCCAAUAGCAACACCAGCCUAUCCCGGGUCCUAAACAAUACGGGCAUGCCGCCACACUUUCCGCAGUCAGCUGGACUGAUCGCGCCCCCCGGCGGCAAUGGAGGUGGGGCCGCACCGACAGCCUUUAUGACCACCGCCUACAUACCAUUCAAUCCAACCGGACCGCUUAUGGGCAUGCAGCCCCCGAUGGCAUUCCCAAACGGAGCUGGCGGCGCCCAGGCCUUCUAUACGGCAGCCACACAGCCACAUCAGAAGCAGCUGCAGUCGGCAGCCCAACAGCAACAGCAGCAGCUGGGCACUGGUCCAGGAGGCGGACAGGUUACGUACCUCAUCCCCAAUGUAAACAGUGGCAGCAACUCCCACAGGGGCAUACGCCAGCGCUCGGUGACACCCCAGCAACAGAACUACUAUGCCUAUGCGGUGGCAGCGCCCAAUACGCCGCGUUCCACGAUGGUCGGCCCAACGACGCCAGGAUCUGUGCCACCCAUGAUGGGUGCACGCAACGGUACCCUGAACGGGGCAUCCCCAUUUCAUAUACAGCCGAACUUUAUGCCCGGCAUAGCCCUGGGACCUUCGACUGGGAUCAAUGCUCCGUCAAUGCUGACAGCGCCACCCGCCACAACGCCAGGGGCUGGCGUUGGCGGCGGCCUGCACGCAUAUAACCCACUCAUGCAGACCAGCAAUGCGCCACCAGCAUUGGGAGUGGCCAAUGUGCCAGGAGGAGUGGCCGGAGGAGUUCCGCCUGGUGUGGGUGUGGGUGUGGCUGCUACAGUACAGAGCGGAGUAGCUGGAGUACCCGCCGUUGCGGGAGGAGGCUUUGCCACCGGCCCACCGUUGGUGGCACCGCAAGCGGCAGCUGUAGCAGUUGGCCAACCGUUGCCCAUUGUCUCGGAGAAGGUUCGCCGUCAUGCCAUACCCAUCAUACAUCCAGAUACCAAUGAGAUCCUCGAUCCGAAGAAGUUUAUUAAAACGGAAACGAAUCCCGCCACGACGCUGACUCCAGGCACAGCGCUGGAAAAUGAAACGUUGUGCUCCCAGUACCAGGAUCUAGCUCCCAUUGGAAUGGCAGUUGAUUCUUCUUCAACCACACUGCUCCCUGGUGUUGAUGUGGAUGAUGGCACUGGGAUGGUGAUGGUCGAUGAGCAGCUGCAAACAUUGCAGCCUUCGUCCGAGCACAUUGGUGGCUUGGUCUUUGUGAAUCUAGAGGGGGAUCAGCGCGGCAGCUCACCCGUCUCAAUGCCGCCCUGUACAACGGAUAAGGAACAGAUAAGCACCAUUGUCAAGGAUAUACUGGCCAAUGCGAGCCAUGCAACCGAUGAUCAUCUCAGUUUCUGGCAGACAAGCGACGUGGACAAUGUGCCGGAGACCCAUGACAGGCAGCUGUUGACUUCGACGAAGAGCGUAGGCGAAGGAGGAGAAGGAGAAGGCGGCGUUACCGGCCAAGAGCAGCCGCAUCAGCAGCAACAAAACCAGCAGCAGCGUCCCAAGUCGGCCAACAAACAAAGCACCGCCACGCCCGCAUCUAUAGCGAAUGACGUGGCCGAGGCAGCCGCCUUUGGGAAAACGCGCAUCACCAUCCUGUCCAGAAGCGAAUCGAUGCUUAAUUCAGAAGAGGAGGAGACCCAGGAGCAGCCGCAAGCACAGAAGCCCACGAAAUCCAUUGCCACCACCGCAGCUCCAAUUGCAGCAACAGGAAUUCCAGCAGCUUCGGUCGAGCCUUUAAUUUCAAGCAACGAAAAGCCAGCAAAUGUACCGCUGUCUGUGCUGCAGCGUUCGCAGCGCCAGUCGUCGAGUACAACGAGUUCAGGGGCAUCCUCAUCGGCAGCCUCCACGCCCACACAUCAGCCAAAACAGACGCAACAACAGAGGCAGCAGCACCAGCAGCAGCAGCCGCAGCAGCAUAAUCAAGCUGGAGUAAGAGCUGGCCCAGUGGCAUACACACUGCCACUGACGCGCAUGUCGCCAGCUGUCGCCUUGCUUACGGGCGCCACAACCACCAACACGAGUAGCAAAAAGAAUCGCAAGGCUCUCAAGCGGGCUAAAGAUGUCGAAAAGAAGAAAGUAAGCAAACCAUCAUCUACCACAAACUACAACAGCGACCAGAGUCAAGGUAGCAUCUACAGCCACAAUGGUGGCGUGCAAGCAGCAGAAGCAGCUCCAGCUCCAGCUGCUCCUGCUCCUGCAAGAAUUGUGGAAGAAGGACCAGCAGCAGCAGCAGGAGUGCUGCUAGCAGAGACAUCCAAAGGGAAGGCGGCGGCGGCAGCAGCACCAGCAGCAGCUGUAGUUGAAGAGAAGGCGCAACCGACGACUGAUAAGCUUAGUGCAUCAUCUAGUAAUAAUUCUAGCGUAAGUUCUAGUCUAAGUGACAAACCGCACCACGUGCAACCCAAAGAGGAGACGCCACAGAUCGGCCACAACAACAACAACAACAAUGACGAAAAGGAUGAUAUCGUAGAAAAAGAAAAACCGGCGAAAAAGCCUCUGCAGCAUCAGCACACACCAGUCGAUGAAAUCGUGUCGAAAUUCUUGCAAACAGAUAGCCCCAACAAAUACCCGGAGGAUAACCAUGGGGAGGAGGCGCCGCCACAACUACAGUUCCUGAACAGCAGCGGUUCGACGUGCGGAGAUGAUGAGAACAACCGAUCUGCAGUGCAGUGCAGUGUAGAGCAAUCGAAGAGCGAGGAGAGUGUCGGCGUGGCUGAUCUGAAGUUUGGGGACUUCAAUGAGGAUUCACGGGAGAACGAGAUCGGCACUGGUUUCAUCUGCAGCUCCACGUGGUCAAGUUCGACGGUAACGGAGCCCAGCGAGGAGCCACGCGAUGAACUUUCAUCGCAGAGCAGCCACAUUUCGGUGCCGAACGCAGCCGCAGUGACAGCCACAGCCGUGGUGGCGGCCAGUAGCAGCAGCACUACCAGCACCAGCACCGACUAUGUGGACUGCGCUCCCAAGCUGAGCACGACUACGACAGAUAUAUCGACAACGACUAGCAGCAGCAGCAGCGCUGGUCGCACCUCCAGCAGCACAUCGAGCAGCAAGAAGAGCUCUCCGGUACAUAAUAGACGCAAAAAUUCAGAUUCGCCAAAGCCCAGAGGAGGCGGCAAGAAACAACAAGAAACAUUGCCGCCGGCUUCCCCUGUGACGACCCCCACGCCCACGACUACCGUGAGGUUUAUCCGCUACUCCAUGGACGAGCUGCGCAAGCUAUGCGAACUGCCAGAUUCGCGAAAGGCACCGCUGGUGCCCUGCCACAAGGGCGACUGCAUCUCGCAGCUGUUCGUGUCCCGCAUGAUCAUACAUCCGCAUGCUCAUGUGCAGCACCACAACCACCAGCAACAGCAGCAGCAUCUGCCGCAGUAUCAGCACAUCAACUUCAGCGAAUCGCUGGACUUUGUGCCGGGAAAGCGUGGACGGGGUCAUGGCGGCUCGAAUAAAAAGCAUCACGAUGGCGGCCACCCACAGAUGGCCUCUGGAUCGGGCAACAUGGGUGGUGCUAGCAGUAGCAGCGGCAGUUCGAGCUCCAAUCAACGCCACAUGGACAUUAUACGCGUGCAGCUGUCGCUCAAAGAAGAGAUCAAGCUGUCGGAGUGCGAGAAUGCGUGGCAGCCGGAGCCGUUGCGUCGCAAGGCUCCCGCCGCCGCAGUGAGUGGUGGUGGUGGUGGUGGUGCCGGUGUCUCGGAGGAGGAUGGCGACAUUGAUGGUGUGCUGAAGAAGGUGCGCGGCAUACUGAACAAGCUGACGCCCGAUAACUUUGAUGUGUUGCUCAAGGAGAUGUCCAGCAUUAAGAUGGAUACCGAGAGCAAGAUGACAAAUGUGAUGCUGCUGAUCUUUGAGAAGACCAUCAGUGAGCCGAACUUUGCCCCCGUAUAUGCGCGCUUCUGCAAAGUUUUGUUCCACGAGAUCAAGGCCGAGAACAAAUCGCUCUUCACCUCGUCGCUCAUUACGCGCAUUCAGCACGAGUUCGAGUCGAAUGUAAACGAUGCGAAUGCCAAGACCAAGAAGCUGCAGCCCACGCAGGACAAGAUGAAUCAGAGCACAGAUGCGGGCCGUAAGGCCGAGCUGCGUGCAGAGAUGGAGGACCUGGAGUAUCAAUUCCGGCGUCGCGCCUGGGGUACUGUCCGCUUCAUUGGGGAGCUCUACAAGCUGCAGUCGCUGACCAGCGACCGUGUGCUGCACUGCGUGGAGUCGCUGCAGGAGCACGGCAUCGAGGAGAAGCUCGAGUACAUGUGCAAGCUGCUGACCACAGUGGGCCACUUGCUGGAGAGCACCCUGCCCGACCAGUACCAGCUGAGAGAUCGCAACGAGAAGAUCUUCCGACGCAUUCAGGACAUUGUGAAUCGUUCACGUGGCACGGCGCAUCGCCAGGCGCAGUUCAAGAUCAGCAGCCGCGUGCGUUUCAUGAUGCAGGAUGUGCUGGAUCUGCGCUCACGGAACUGGGAUCAGCCUGUCACGCCACAGCAACUGAGCGGCCGUCAGCGGCACAAGCAGCAGCAGCAGCAGCACGACGACUCCAAGGAUCAGCAGCAGCAUGGGGGACGAGGCAACAUGGGCCCACAGGCGGGGCACUAUCAACAGCAGAAGCAGCAUCAACAUGGCGGCAGCCAUGGCCACGACAGCAGCAACUACUUUCUGCAAAAGAUGCCCAACAAACAGCAGCAGGACAACCAGGCCCUCAGCAUUGAUCUCAAUAAGUUGCGCUUCAACACCAGCAGCGCCAACGAUGACUCGAGCGCCAAGCUGGGAAACUCGUCGCACUACCAGUGGCGCAAUGCUGGCAAUCGUCCGGUCAGUGCCACACCAUCGGGUGGGCCACCCACCAGCCUUUUGAAGCGCGUGAACACCGGGGGACAGAACUUUACGUACUCGCCGUAUCAGCAGCAGCAGUCACAGCCAUCGGCGACUGCCGCUACCACACAGCCAGCCAGCAGCAACAGAAACAGCAGCCAGGAACCGUCGCAAAUCCACGCGCCUUUGGAUAGGAAACUGUGCCAGGAUCUGGUUAUCAAACUGGUGGAGGAGGCUCUCAACGAGCGCAACUGGCAGCCAGAGGUGCUGGGCAUCUGGCGGUCGUAUCAGACGAAGCACCAGGCUGCCGUGGUGGAAUACCUGCUCAUGCACUACCUGCACCAGAGGACAGUGAAGCGGCAGGAGCGGCUGGCUUGUGGCAAUGUCUUUGCCUUCCUGAUGUCCAAGGAGGCCAUGGACAAGGCGACGUUUGCCCAGGCAUAUGCGAGUUUUGCCAAUGAGCUGCCCGAACUGCUGGUGGAUGUGCCCAUGGCCUUGGGGUAUGUGUUUGAGUUCCUGGGCCCCAUCAUGCAUGCGGGACGUCUGGACCUAAAGGAUGUCUGGCUGCGGCGCUGGCAGGCAGAUUUCGACGUCAGCGAGUGCUUUGUAUUUGCAUUCGUCAACUACUUUGCGCGUGAAUUCGGUGCUGGCUACAUACGCAAGCUGUGGCACAGCGACCUCAAGCUGGAUCGCGGCCAGAUGUUCUGGGGCGACUGUCGCAAGCAUCGCGAUUUUGUGAAGUCGAAUCAAUUCUACUUCCUGGACCCCAGCCAGGGUCAGACUGGUGACCAGCGAGUGAAGCUCACGCCGCUGCAGCGUUCCCCGCAGGACCAUGUGGUGCGCAUCAGGUAUCUGCUGGGACAAUCCGGCGACAUGGCCAUUGACUACAUUAACACCAAUGUCGGCACCUCCGUCGACUUUGUGAGGGAGCUCACUCGAUUCCUCUGCUGUGAUUUCGCACUAACUGUGAUUGCAACCACCAACAACAACAACAAGGCACCCGGCAAGGGCGGCAGCAGCAGCAGCCCCAAACCGCUGCAGCUGAACGCCGAGUGCUUCAGGAGCCUAUGCACGCCCCUGUUGCGGCUCAGCAUCGAUGCCAAGGAGCCGCUGGAGAUCGCCUGCAUCGAUGCGACAGUUAACUCGCUGCAGGAGCACUUCAUGACCGAGCUGGAGGACGAGAUGGCCGCCUGUGAGACCAUCUGUAAUGCGUUCAGCGUGCUGUACGACUCCGAGGUGAUACCCAAGGAAUCCUUCGACAAGUGGUACAAGCUGGAGGUCGAACACUCGUCCCGCUACCGCAGGCCCUUCAUUGACAAACUGCACAGCUUCAUCGGGGAUCUAUAGACAAAACACCAAAGAGAACAGACAGCAUUGUAUACGUACAGAAUACGUACAAGCACAGCGACGAGGCAAGACACGGACACAGACAACACAAGUUCAGAUGAAACACUCAAGAAUCUAUAAUCAAACAUGAUUUCAAAGACAUGAUUUGGGGGCAUGCCCCAUGCCCGUCCCUCACACACCUAUUUGUUCGACAAUGAAUAGAGAUUUGAUUUGAAAUUUAUUGGUUUUUAAACACACAACAACAACGACAACAGAAAGAACAGGCAAAAAGUAGCCAGCCAGCCAAUGAUUUUCCUUUGUAUCACAAUACGUUCCUUAAAUGAGAUGUUAAGACGCUUUUCUUUCGAUGACUGGGUCAUCCAAAAAGCAACAAAAACACACAAAAAUACAACAACAUUUACCGUAUCAAACCCGUAUCGAAAAUCAAAUAAAAAAUAAAUUAAAAAAAAAAAUGGAAAAGAAAAAGAAAGAAAUGGUAUAACAGAAUCUCCCAUUAAAGAAUUCAAGUUCAGUGCAAGGCAGGGUAAAUGAAAUAUUAAUU
Molecule: messenger RNA, 7434 nt
Organism: Drosophila obscura
Lineage: Eukaryota; Metazoa; Arthropoda; Insecta; Diptera; Drosophilidae
Gene: eIF4G2
Exons: 5
Coding region: 165-6893 (2242 amino acids)
Cellular component (GO): eukaryotic translation initiation factor 4F complex
Molecular function (GO): mRNA binding; translation initiation factor activity; protein binding
Source: RefSeq, a predicted model, not a curated record